AUGGGAUCAGCGACGGACGAUUCAAAGCCCAUCAAUGUUGCCAUCAUCGGUGGUGGCAUUGGCGGCCUGGCCCUGUCCAUCGGCCUGCAGCAGUACAGCCACAUCAAAGUCCGCAUCUUUGAAGCCGCGCCGCAAUUCUUCGACAUUGGAGGGGGCGUUUUCUUUGGCGCCAACGCCAUUCGCGCCAUGUCGCUCAUCGACCCAGCCAUCGGCGAUGCUUAUGCCCGCAUCUCGACCACUGCCGGCUGGGCGUCCAAGGAGGACACUUACUUUGACCUUGUCCUCGGCCAGGACCUGCACGGCCAGCCUGCGGGUACAGCCGUCUGCUCGCCCCGGCUCGGCCCGCACGAGAGGCACAGCACCGCUCACCGGGCGCGCUUCAUCGACGAGCUGGCGAACCUUGUGCCUGAGGAAGCUGCCGAGUUUGGCAAGCGCCUUGUUGAUCUCACGCGGGAUGAGGCGCGGGACCGCACACUGAUGAGGUUUGCCGACGGCGUUUCGUACGAGGCUGAUGCCGUGAUCGGGUGUGAUGGCAUUCGCUCCGUUUGCAGAAACUUUGUCUUGGGAAAGGACAAUCCGCUGACGCAGCCGGUAUUUACGGGAAAGUAUGCGUACAGGGGACGGGUUCCGAUGGACAGGGCCAUUGCGGCGAUUGGAGAGGAAAAGGCACGGAAUCGCUACAUGUUUCUCGGAAAAGGGGGCCAUGUUGUCAUAUUUCCGAUUGCAAAAGGCAGAUUUAUGAAUGUCCUUGCCUUUGGCACUUCCAAGGAUGGAAACUGGGAGGGUAAUUGGAUCAAGCCAAUGAACAAGGAGGACUUGGAAGAGGAUUUCAGAAACUUUGGCCCAGACUGCCAAAAGAUCUUUUCGCUCAUGGAAAAUACCGAUCAACGGGGCAUCUUUGACCUCUCCCAAGACAUUCCCACAUUCACGUCUGAGCCGCUUCGUCUGCUCCUCCUCGGCGACAGCGCCCACGCCUGCGCGCCACACCAAGGCGCCGACGCCGGGCAGGCCCUCGAGGACGCACACAUUCUCUCCCACAUGCUUGGUGCGUGCCGCUCCAAACAAGACUUGCUACCCGCCUUUGCGGCGUACGAGUCGGUGCGCCGCCCGCGCACCAGGUUUGUACAGCACCACGGCCGCCGCCAGGGCGAGCUGCUGGACCUGCUGCACUGGUCCGGCGUGGGGGAUGAUGACGACCUGGAUAAGCUCCGCGAGGCUAUUGACGGGUCUAUUCGAGAGAUUUGGAACUGUGAUUUGGAGGCGGAGCUGGCAAAGGCGCAGGCGCGGAUGAAAAAGAGUUUGCUCGGGCUCGGGGGGGCUGAUGCGGCCAAAAAGGCUUCGUGA
Beauveria bassiana ARSEF 2860 is the source of this 1344-nucleotide messenger RNA. Its product is annotated as mannitol 1-phosphate dehydrogenase. NCBI's taxonomy places the organism in Eukaryota, Fungi, Ascomycota, Sordariomycetes, Hypocreales, Cordycipitaceae. The coding region runs from base 1 to 1344 and encodes 447 amino acids. Gene Ontology annotation, molecular function: FAD binding. Gene Ontology annotation, biological process: secondary metabolite biosynthetic process. The transcript is spliced from 3 exons. The record is from RefSeq and is a predicted model, not a curated record.